AGUAGCAGGAGAGAGAGCGGCGGCCUCCGCCUGAAAUUGCUCUGAGCAUUUUGGGCUUUUUGCUGCGGCCGCCGCGCUCCCUUUCCUUUCCUUUCCGCGAAAGGGCACCGGGCAGCAUUGCAACCAUCACAAGUGAUCAGCAGUAGUGACAUCCUCUUCCCCCCCCAGGCCUUCAACCCACACUCCCCCGCUCAUCCACUCGCCAGCCAACGCAGCAACAAUGGCCUUCCACGACGGCCUCCACCCCUCCAUCCUCAUAUCCCUCUGGUUCUUCUUCUCAACAACCCUCAUAUUCUCAAACAGAUACAUCCUCGUCGAACUCAACUUCCCCUUUCCUCUCCUCCUCACCACCUGGCAUCUCUCUCUUGCCACUAUCGCCACGAGGGUCUUGAGAAAGUACACGAAUUUGUUGCCGGGAAUCGACGAGAUUGAUAAGAAGCUCACUUGGGAUAAAUGGGCGAGGACUGUGCUGCCCAUUGGCCUGCUGUUUAGUGGCAGUCUCGCUUGUGGGAACUAUGCUUACGUCUACCUAUCCGUCUCGUUCAUCCAAAUGCUGAAAUCAGCCACUCCCGUGGCCGUACUGAUGGUAUCCUGGUUCUUUGGGACCGAGAAAUUCGAUCCAAAGAUCUUUGUCAACGUCCUGUUCAUCACAUUCGGUAUCGCUAUUGCUUCGUUCGGAGAGAUCACAUUCGUAAUGACCGGCUUCAUCCUCCAAUCCAUGGCCCUCCUUUUCGAAUCGACGCGGCUGGUGCUCAUCCAGAAACUGCUGAGCGGGCGGGAUAUCAAGAUGGAGGCGCUGGUUGGACUGUACUACUUUGCCCCCGUCUGUGCGGGAAUCAACAUGUUCACGACGUACUUGCUGGAGUCGGAUCGGAUUACGAUGGCCGCGGCGCAGAAUGUUGGGUUGUCGGUUAUUCUGUUCAAUGGAGCUACCUCAUUCCUCCUAAACGUCUCGGCAGUCCUCGUCAUCAAAAAGACAUCCACCCUCGUCCUCGCCCUCUGCGGCCUCCUAAAAGAUAUCGGCAUUGUCGUCCUCGCCACCCUCGUCUACAGCACCCCCAUCGGCACCCUGCAGGGGUUCGGCUACUCGCUAGCCCUGCUCGGGCUGAUCAGGUACAAGACCCGGACAGAGGCGUUUUGGAAUCAUCCGGUUAAGAGCACGUUGUUGGGGGUAAAGAGGGUUCUGGGGUUAUUGAGUAACAAAGGUGGCGAAUUCUCUUCAUCACAAAAGGGCGGGUACAAACCAGCCAACGUCAUGGCUUCCCGUGACGACGAUAAGGAGUACGCGCUGCCGACAAUGGCGUCGCAUUCGCCGGUUCGGCCGUAGAUUGUAAAUCCUGGGCUGAGGGAGAGUGGAAGGAGAAUGAGAAACAUGGGAAUGGACAUCGAA
Messenger RNA from Fimicolochytrium jonesii, 1390 nucleotides. RefSeq names its product Cas4p protein. The record is from RefSeq and is a predicted model, not a curated record. Gene Ontology annotation, molecular function: antiporter activity. Bases 221 to 1327 code for a protein of 368 amino acids. Gene Ontology annotation, cellular component: endosome; Golgi apparatus; trans-Golgi network. The transcript has 5 exons. Lineage: Eukaryota; Fungi; Chytridiomycota; Chytridiomycetes; Spizellomycetales; Powellomycetaceae.